AACCCUGGAUCCGCGAGUCUCUCUCUUUCUCUCUCUCUCUCUCAUUGCGUAUGUAGGACAGUCGGUCUCGCCUCAAAUAAAGACAAAUUGUUUUCUGUACGGAGCGAUUGAGAUUGUCCCCGCUGGUGCGGAAAAAAGGCGAGAACAACGAGAGUGAGAGAGCAAAAAAAAAAUCACUAACCGUCGCUCUGCAACGGCGCAAUUCCGCGUCAUCCCUAUAAAACCUCGGGACGAGCACCACCGUGUCGACAUUGUUCGGUCAGAAGAUCUCGAAGAAACAACGCCGUCGUCACCGAGAAGAUGAUCGUCGUCACCGACAAUCUUGCAAACCGCGCAACCACCUUCUGCGUCCUUACGCUGCUGCUCUGCUUGGCGUCUCAAGCUUCCGGCGAAUACGAAUCGAGGGAAAACGACGGCAGAUCGCCGGAAAACAACUUGGUCUCGUGUGAGGGUAAAUGCGAAAAGCGCACCGAGGUCGGCGGCAUGUGGUUCGGUCCGCGUCUCGGAAGACGACGCAGAUCCGAUCCGAAACAGGAAACGAGCUCGGACAUCAUGGCCCUGGCGAACGUUCUUAAGGACACGCGCAUGGCCGUCGUCAUGAUUCCGGGUAAGGAAGAGACUCCCGGGUGUUCUCGAAGCGACUCGCGCGUUUCGAAAAUCGAUACCCCCGAGAAGAGACGGAAGAACUUCCAUCCCACACCGCGAACGGGACGAGAAUUGAACGAGGAUCUGUUCUCGUACGAAGACGCAGCGAUAGACGAACGGAACGAGAUUAUCGAGGACGAGCCGCCGACCUUCUCACCGCGUCUGGGACGUCGACUACCCUGGACACCGUCGCCGCGACUCGGUCGUCAAUUGUACAACGCAUUCCGAAAGAUGUAGAGAACCUUAUCUUCCCUCCUUACCCCCAAUGUGACGAAGAAACAACACCCGCGAAGAGAACGUCGAGAGUUUGCAAACAAUAUAAAAAAGUUUUACGCGACUGUUGAAAUAUAUAAAAUAAAUACAACGACGAAGCGCGCGACAACUGCGACCAUUGUGCCGACAACCCCAUGAAAUACUACCAGCAUUUAUUUGUAAACUGUGGCCGUUGUCGCCACGAAUUAUGAUUACAGAAUUUUCUCAAAGUUUCGCUAAUAAAUCACAAUAUCAAUACAUUUGAAAAAUAAUUUUUUUUUUUUUUUAAAUUGAACCUACUCAAAAACAAAAAAUAUUUUAAAGAAGAUCCUCCAGAGAAAACUAAUUGUGACGUUUCGAAGUUGCUUUUCUGUGUCGCGCGAAUCAACAUUUUCCACGAGAACAACUUGCUCUUUGAUGCUCUAUUGUAAUCGAUUUGUGUAAAUAAAAUCUUUCUUUUCAACGCCGCGAGCGCUUUUUCAUCAAA
Pseudomyrmex gracilis is the source of this 1384-nucleotide messenger RNA. RefSeq names its product PBAN-type neuropeptides-like (gene Pban). The transcript has 3 exons. Gene Ontology annotation, biological process: pheromone biosynthetic process; neuropeptide signaling pathway. NCBI's taxonomy places the organism in Eukaryota, Metazoa, Arthropoda, Insecta, Hymenoptera, Formicidae. The record is from RefSeq and is a predicted model, not a curated record. Gene Ontology annotation, molecular function: neuropeptide hormone activity. The coding region runs from base 301 to 882 and encodes 193 amino acids.